Emericellopsis cladophorae is the source of this 2013-nucleotide messenger RNA. RefSeq names its product Beta-galactosidase-like protein. Gene Ontology annotation, biological process: carbohydrate metabolic process. NCBI's taxonomy places the organism in Eukaryota, Fungi, Ascomycota, Sordariomycetes, Hypocreales, Bionectriaceae. Bases 1 to 2013 code for a protein of 670 amino acids. Gene Ontology annotation, molecular function: hydrolase activity, hydrolyzing O-glycosyl compounds. The transcript is spliced from 6 exons. The record is from RefSeq and is a predicted model, not a curated record.
AUGCGCUCAGCUUGGCCGUCAUCACUCGCAGUGGCUGCCCUCUGGGCUUCGCGCUUCGUCUUCGCGCGGAUGCCUUACAAGGUCCAGACGCCGCCUCUCGACACCGACUGGACCUACACGGUCGGCACUGACCCAUGGCCUGAGCAUCCUCGACCUCAGCUCCGCCGCGAGGCCUGGCAGAGCCUCAAUGGCCUCUGGACGUGGAGAGCUGCUGCCAGCCCUGACGAUGUUGGCAGUCCCCCAAAAGCAGGCCCUCUUGACCGCGAGGUCAUGGUGCCAUCCUGUAUUGAGAGUGGCCUCUCUGGUCUGCAGAUUCUCAAUGUCCGCGACAUGUGGUACGAGACCACGUUCGACGUGCCCAGUGACUGGAAGGGCCAGCAAGUCCUGCUCAAUUUCGAGGCCGUCGACUAUGAGGCCACCGUCUUUGUCAAUGGCGUUGAGAAGACGAGCCAUGUUGGCGGGUAUGCGCGAUUCACCAUCAAUGUGACUGAUAUUGUCAAGUUUGGCGGCACCAACGACUUGCUUGUCUUUGUGUCUGAUCCGACUGACGCGAUCGUGAUCCCCGUUGGCAAGCAGACCCUAAACCCUAGCCAUAUCUUUUACCGCUCUUGCUCGGGCAUCUGGCAGCAAGUGUGGAUCGAGUCCGCCCCUGAAGAUCACAUCAGCCGUCUCGAUGUCGCGGCUGACAUGGAUGGCCUGAUGACUGUCAACGUCCUGUCCUCUGUGCACAAGGGCGCCAAAGUCGAGGUCAAGGUGUUUGGUCAAAAUGGCUCGGAGAUUGCAUCGCAGACCGGCUCAGCUGAUGAGCAGUUCGCCUUCACUGUAGAGAACCCUGACCUGUGGUGGCCCGACUCUCCCACCCUGUACAACCUGACCGUGACCCUGGGCGACGACGAGGUCAACAGUUACACGGGCUUCCGCACAGUCUUCAAGGGCAAAGUUGAGGGUGUCAUGCGACACCUACUCAAUGGCGAGUUUGUCUUCCAAUUCGGUACCCUCGACCAAGGAUACUGGCCCGAUGGCCUGCACACCCCGCCCAGCCGCGAGGCUAUGGUGUACGAUCUUCAGGUCCUCAAGAAUUUCGGCAUGAACAUGCUCCGCAAGCACAUCAAGAUCGAGCCAGAUUUGUUCUACGAGGCCUGCGACCGCAUGGGCCUCCUCGUGAUCCAGGACAUGCCGGCCUUGUCGGCAUCCAAAACCCCCAACGAUGAGGAGCAGGCCGAGUUCCAACGUCAGCUCGAGUUGAUGAUCAACGAGCACAAGAGCUACCCAUCCAUCUACUCCUGGGUCAUCUACAACGAGGGCUGGGGCCAGCGCCAUUCGGACCCAGCUCCCGAGGGAGGUCUCACCGAGGUCAUCCGAAAACUCGAUCCCACGCGGCUCAUCAAUUCCAUCAGCGGCUGGGACGACCAUGGCUACGGUGAUUACCAUGACAACCACAACUACGCGCACCCGCAGUGUGGAACCCCAUUCUACUCGCGGCCGAAAACACCCUAUGACCCUGAGCGGAUUGGUUUCCAGGGCGAGUACGGUGGUAUCGGCCACAACGUGUCCAUCGAGCACAUGUGGAACGUCCAGGCCGCUAUUAACACCAUUCCCGAGACGUACGAGAUCAACGAGGACCUCGCGUCCUACAGUUACCGCUCCAUGGUGUUGUUCCGCGACCUUCGUGAGCAGACGGAGCGCUAUGCCUGCAGCGGUGCCGUCUACACGCAGACGACGGACGUGGAGGGCGAGGUCAACGGACUCCUGACGUACGAUCGUCGCUUCAUGCGGCCGGAUCUCGAGCAGUGGCAAGAGGAUAUCCAGAGCCUGUACGAGGCUGCCGUGUCGCGCGGCGGACGGCCUGUUGGCAGUGGUAAAGUCAAGAACUGGGUCUGUGUUCACUUGUGGAGAGGCUCAUGUGUGAUAGACGCUCCAAUCGAACAAGCUGCGCUUCUGAGGCACAACACGAUGCAGAGGCUGCAGGCUACACGACCGCGAUCGUCGAUGUCGAGCAAAAUGACGUCGUAG